Ophidiomyces ophidiicola is the source of this 1053-nucleotide messenger RNA. RefSeq lists its product as uncharacterized. Lineage: Eukaryota; Fungi; Ascomycota; Eurotiomycetes; Onygenales; Onygenaceae. The coding region runs from base 1 to 1053 and encodes 350 amino acids. The transcript has a single exon. The record is from RefSeq and is a predicted model, not a curated record.
AUGGCGGCAGUCACAGUAGACGAGUUCAGAGCAACCUUGGAGGCGGCGAUAAACCGCCGAAAAUGCCGUUACUCAAAUUUUUUUGCAUUCCAUUUUCGAUGGGCAGACGACAACACGGGAGCAGAGCGCGAUGAGAAAAGUUUUGAGGAUAUGGCUCGAUUGAUGGGGUUCCCUGUUGUGGAUACUUAUGUUAUCCCUGACGGCACAUUGGCUCCAGGGCGUGAAGUUUCGGACAGAAUCUUCAAAAUAUUCCGAGACGCAGAAACAGCGCCAGGAGAAUCCAUUGUUAUGAUCCAUUAUUCUGGACACGGUGGGCCAAAUAAUCUUAAUGAGCUGGCAUUACAUAGUAGGUACGGCAAAAAUAUCGCCAUGGAAAGAAUAAUCGGAUAUAUGAUUCCAUCAGAAAAUGUUGAUACCCACGUGGAUGUUAUUAUGAUACUUGAUUGCUGUUACAGCUUUUUAGCAAGCCGCACCCUCAAACAGGAGUCACGCGUUUUUGAAAUUUUGACAGCUGGUAGCAACAAUGAUGCUGCUGCCUUUUCUGCUGGUGUAAGAAAUUCAUUCACGUCUAAAUUGCUCGUCGAAAUUCAUUCUCGGGCACAAGCAGGAGAUACAUUUGUCGAGAUGGCGGAUGUAAUGGAUACUCUUCGAAAAACCUCACCAUUGAAAAAGCCUGGUUAUGCAAGCAGGCUGGGUGCCGGCUCAGCAACUUUACCAUUAUUUCCUGGAUUGGCAAGUACUGCAAAUACUUCACACCCUCAGGAACCUGGAAUGCUAGCUACCUUUAGUCUUCACGUAUCUAAGAUCUUUAACAAUGUUGAGUUAGAAGAUAUUGCUAUGUGGCUGAGCAAUAUGCCCAAGGUGAAAGGGGCUUCUUUAAAGCUGGAGGGUAUCAAAAUAACAAACUCAAUGAUUUUCAUAUUUGAAGCCAGCUGUGUGUCGUACUAUCGAGUUUGCGGUCUCCCAGGAGUGACAUUAAUCUGCGAAAAUUUGCCUGUUAAUUUUGAUUGGCUUCUUCACCGAGGUUAUCCUCGGGCCCGCAUUCCAAGUUGA